UCCUGAGUCCUCCCUCCUCACUUCACCUGAGACCUCUCUACUGACACCAUGGGUUGCUGUGGCUGUGGUGGCUGCGGUGGUGGCCGUGGUGGUGGCUGUGGCUGUGGUGGUGGCUGCAGUGGCUGUGGUGGUGGCUGCGGUGGCUGUGGUGGUGGCUGCGGUGGCUGUGGUGGCUGUGGUGGCUGUGGCAGCUGCACCACCUGCAGGUGCUACCGGGUGGGCUGCUGCUCCAGCUGCUGCCCCUGCUGCCGCGGCUGCUGUGGGGGCUGCUGCAGCACACCUGUGAUCUGCUGCUGCCGCCGCACCUGCAGCUCGUGUGGCUGUGGCUGUGGGAAGGGCUGUGGCAAGGGCUGUUGCCAGCAGAAGUGCUGCUGCCAGAAGCAAUGCUGCUGCUAGAAGGCCGGCCUGACUCUGCUUCUAGAUUGAAGUGCUGGGUCCUUUCUCCAGGUAAUGAGACUUUCCCCCAUACCCCUGUCUGCUUCUCUCUCAGACCUCCCUAUUUGGUAUCACCUGGGUGUCCAGGGACUUGCUCUUUUGGAUUCUAUAACCCCCUCUUUGAACCCAGUGGUUUAAAAUAUUUUUAUUAAAAAAAUCCAUAUAGAAAAUGGCCAUUAUCAAAAUACAACCCCAGACUCAUCCUUAAGGAUCAGUCCAUUUGGCUCGCUGAGCCAGCCAAGAGGGUGAUGAUACCAAGCAUUCUGUUUCCUGGGUAUUCACAUGGCUUCCAUCUUUGUGUUUCUACUUGUCUGCACCUGUGUGGGUACCAUUUCCCAUCUUUUCUAUGAGUUUUGUUUCCAGUCCCCACACAGCUACUGUUUAUUUCCCUAAUAAAACAAUGUCAA
Molecule: messenger RNA, 842 nt
Organism: Callithrix jacchus (white-tufted-ear marmoset)
Lineage: Eukaryota; Metazoa; Chordata; Mammalia; Primates; Cebidae
Source: RefSeq, a predicted model, not a curated record